Messenger RNA from Paramuricea clavata, 914 nucleotides. The record is from the annotation of a GenBank genome assembly. NCBI's taxonomy places the organism in Eukaryota, Metazoa, Cnidaria, Anthozoa, Malacalcyonacea, Plexauridae.
AUGGAAGUCAAUACCAGAAGAGCUCGCUUAGUGCUAUUAGAUUUGGAUUAAAUAGACACUUCAAAGAGAUAUUGAACGUCGACAUAACAAAGGACACCGAAUUCAAGUAAGCCAACCAAGUGUUUAUUGCACAAUGUGUAAAACUCAAGAAAGAAGGACUUGCAAAAACUAAACACAAACCCGCCAUUGCCGACGAAGACAUAAAGAGACUUUACGAAUGUGGUGUUUUCAACGAUGAUAACCCAACAACACUUCAGAAUAAAGUCUUUUUUGAAGUUAUGUUGUUCUUCUGUCGCCGAGGGAGGCAGAAUUUACGUCAACUUAAAAAGGAUGACUUUGAAAUACAGACCGACGCCAAGGGCAGACGCUUCGUUGUCAAAACAACGGACGAACUGACAAAGAACCACAGGGAGAAUGACGAGGCAGAAGAUGGAGGAAUAAUGAUGUCAAACGAAGGUUCAUUAUGUCCUGUGGCCUCAUUUGAGAAGUAUUUAUCUCAUUUGAACCCGGCAAAUGAUUAUCUGUUCCAACGACCGAAAACAAGACAGGUGUCAGACAGUGAAGUUUGGUACGACAACAUGGUUCUCGGAGAACACACUUUGGGGAAGAAAAUGAAAGUGUUGUCACAACAAGCUAAUUUGUCUAUCAUUUAUACCAACCACUCGAUAAGAGCAACAGCCGUAACCAUCUUUGACCGAAGUGGAUUUGAAGCUCGUCACAUUAUGUCUGUAAGCGGUCAUCGAAGCGAGAGUAGCAUCAAGAAUUACUGCAAGACCGACCAGAACACAAAAGCAAAGAUGGCAAACAGCUUGAUGUCCGUGAUACCGAGAGACGAGUGCACAGUAACACCUGAAGCUGCUUCUGCACCACUGUUGACUGAUUCACAGGAAGAAUUUCUACUGAGAGAUUUGACG